Messenger RNA from Centropristis striata (black sea bass), 8817 nucleotides. RefSeq names its product activating signal cointegrator 1 complex subunit 3 (gene ascc3). NCBI's taxonomy places the organism in Eukaryota, Metazoa, Chordata, Actinopteri, Perciformes, Serranidae. Gene Ontology annotation, molecular function: nucleic acid binding; ATP hydrolysis activity; ATP binding. The record is from RefSeq and is a predicted model, not a curated record. Bases 139 to 6756 code for a protein of 2205 amino acids. The transcript is spliced from 42 exons.
GUUCCUAGCUGACACGCAACUUCUGUUGACAUCUGCCGGUGGGCCAGUCAGUCACACGCGUCUCACAGUCCAUUCUACAAGGCGCCUUUGAAGGAAUAAGCUGGAGAAGCAGUGUAUGGAUACAAGCAUCCAAGAAAAAUGUCUCCUCCACGGCUCACAGGCGCACUACGCUCCUUCUCUAGUGUCAGCAAGAAGGAGGACUUCACUGGACAGCUCUAUGAUCUGAAGACCAAGCGACUGAAGAGACGGGAGCUGUUUGCCAGAGAGGGUCUGACGUGGCAGAAGAUUGUCCAUUUCUGCUCUGAGCAUCAGGACAAAGCUAAACAGCAAGCUGCUAGUCAAGAACUGAAGAGCCUCCUUCUAGCAGCCAAGGAAAUAGUGGGGACUGAACAUGGUCAGGCAGCCAUUGAAAGUGCUGCUGUCUUUCUGUUUGAGACUUUCCACAACAAAGACCAUGUGGGCACAGAGGAGACCCGGGCUAUUAAACAGAUGUUUGGCCCCUUUCCAUCAUCAGCAGUUGAAGCCUCCUGUGUCUGUGUGGCUCAGCUGGUGGCCCCACUCGGAGACUCCAGAGUUGAGAGUUUUAUCCAGAACCUGUGCUCCCGACAAAACCCUGAACGAGGCUCAACUUUUGGGCGCAACAUUGCUUUCUCCCAUGACUGCUAUGCACUGGAUCCACUGGAGGACCUGCCCUGCUCUGGCCUCCAGGAGGAGAAUGUGAGUCUGGACUUCAUCAACUUUCUUAACAACCAGCAGAGCAGGAUGAAGGUCAACAAUGAGGAAGAGGUGUCCAGCUCAGGAAGAUCUCUAAAUUCUGGGGAUGGAGCCAUCCUUAGAGCAGAAGUGGAGAAAUAUCUGAAUGGAGGCAACAUGAUCUCAUCCAGCCCAGAGGAGCUCUGCACCUCCCUGUUUGAAAUGCUGGCCUCCCACAAGAGCGACGAUGAGCUGCAGAAUGAGCUGUUCGAGCUGCUGGGCCCAGAGGGGCUGGAGAUGAUCUCCACCCUCCUCCAGCGAAGGGUGUCCAUCGUCGACUCCCUCCUCACCAUCCCACCUGACAGGACUGGCCACCCACCAGAUGUGAGCUGGAAAGUCAGUGGAGAAGGGAUCAAGCCCGCCUAUGGGUGCCAGGUGACCAUCCAGUCAGAGCAAGAGAAACAGAUGAUGAAGAUGUACCGCAGGGAGGAGAAGAGAGAGAGGAAGAGAGGCAAAGGAAUAGAUGACAGCGACUCUUCAGAUCCUGUCAUGACCUUUGACCACAGAGAGAUGAGGACUCAGCGGGAGCAGGCUCUGCUGACUGCACGACGUGAACCUGUACUGAGCAGAGAAAGAGUGUAUGAACGCAUUCGCUACCCCAAUGUCUAUGACAGCUAUGCAGAGGCCACAAAGAUGCCUUCGUUUGUUGGAGGAGCCAAGCUGCUGCUCCCCGAGGGAAUCCGCCGAGAAAACAUUAAGAUGUAUGAAGAGGUGGAGAUCCCACCCAACGAGCCCAUGCCUAUCGGCUUUGAAGAGAAGCCUGUCUACAUCUCUGAACUAGAUGAGAUCGCGCAGUUGGUGUUUAAGGGGAUGAAACGUCUGAACAGGAUCCAGUCCAUGGUGUUUGAGACAGCCUACAACACCAACGAAAACCUGCUCAUCUGUGCUCCAACUGGCGCCGGCAAGACCAACAUUGCCAUGCUGACCGUUCUUCACGAGAUCCACCAGCACCUGCAGCCUGGUGGCGUCAUCAAGAAGGAUGAGUUCAAGAUAGUCUAUGUGGCUCCUAUGAAGGCCUUGGCAGCUGAGAUGACUAAUUACUUCAGUAAGCGAUUGGAGCCACUGGGCAUCACUGUUAAAGAGCUCACUGGGGACAUGCAGCUAACCAAAGGAGAGAUCCUACGAACACAGAUGUUGGUGACGACUCCAGAGAAGUGGGAUGUUGUUACCAGGAAGAGUGUUGGAGAUGUGGCUCUCUCCCAGAUUGUGCGUCUCCUAAUCUUGGAUGAAGUUCACCUUCUCCAUGAAGACCGAGGACCAGUAUUGGAGAGCCUGGUGGCCAGGACCAUCAGACAGGUGGAAUCCACCCAGAGCAUGAUCAGGAUCCUGGGACUAUCAGCCACACUGCCCAACUAUCUGGAUGUUGCUGCCUUCCUUCAUGUCAACCCGUAUAUUGGCCUCUUUUACUUUGACAGUCGAUUCAGACCAGUGCCCCUUGGACAGACCUUUGUUGGCAUCAAAUCAACUAAUAAGAGCCAGCAGAUUCAUGACAUGGAGGAAGUUUGUUACAACAAAGUUUUGGAGCAGGUUAAAGCCGGUCAUCAGGUGAUGGUGUUUGUCCACGCUCGUAAUGCCACAGUGAGGACGGCCAUGGGGCUGAUCGAGAUGGCAAAGAACCACGGAGAAACAUGCUUCUUUCAACCGGACCAGGGUCCAGACUAUGGCCAGUGUGAGAAACAGAUCCAGCGCUCCAGAAACAAGCAGAUGAAGGAGAUGUUCCCAGAAGGCUUUGGGAUCCAUCAUGCUGGCAUGCUGCGGUCUGACCGCAGCAUGAUGGAGAGCAUGUUCUCCAAAGGCCAUCUCAAGGUUCUCGUCUGUACUGCCACCCUGGCUUGGGGAGUGAACCUGCCGGCCCACGCAGUCAUCAUCAAGGGUACUCAAAUCUAUGAUGCCAAGCGUGGUACCCUGGUGGAUCUGGGUAUCCUGGAUGUUAUGCAGAUUUUCGGGCGUGCAGGUCGCCCCCAGUUUGACAAGUAUGGUGAGGGCACUAUCAUCACCACCCAUGACAAACUGAGCCACUACUUGACCCUGCUCACCCAGCAAAACCCCAUCGAGAGUCAGUUCCUCGACAGCCUGGCAGACAACCUCAAUGCUGAGAUUGCUCUGGGGACAGUCACCAAUGUGGAGGAGGCAGUAAAGUGGCUCAGUUACACUUACCUCUAUGUUCGCAUGAGGGCCAACCCAUUGGCCUAUGGUAUCAACCACAAGGCCUAUCAGAUGGAUCCUGGCUUGGAGCUCUACAGGAAGGAGCUUGUGGUUGAGUCCGGCAGAAAGUUGGAUAAGGCCAGGAUGAUCCGCUUCGAGGAGCGCACUGGCUACUAUGCCUGCACUGACUUGGGCAGGACUGCCAGCCACUUCUACAUCAGAUACAACACCAUAGAGACUUUCAAUGAACUUUUCAACUCUCAGCGAACCGAAGCUGACAUCCUCAGUAUUGUGUCCAAGGCUGAAGAGUUUGAACAGCUUAAGGUUCGUGAUGAGGAGAUGGAGGAGCUGGAACAGUUGCUGUGUAACUACUGUGAGCUGCCGGCUGCAGGCGGGGUCGAGAACGGCUAUGGCAAGAUCAAUGUUUUACUUCAGACAUACAUCAGCCGAGGAGAGGUGGACAGCUUCUCCCUCAUCUCAGACCUGUCCUAUGUGGCCCAGAACGCUGCUCGGAUCGUGAGGGCUUUGUUUGAGAUCGCUCUGAGGAAGCGGUGGCCGGCCAUGACGUAUCGACUGCUCACCCUCUGUAAGGUGAUUGACAAGCGACUGUGGGGCUUCGCUCACCCUCUGCGCCAGUUCACCAACCUAAGCAACAUUGUACUGAACCGCUUGGAGGAGAAGAAGCUCACUGUGGACAAACUGAAGGAAAUGAGGAAGGAUGAGAUCGGUCACAUGCUGCACCAUGUCAACAUCGGGCAAACAGUCAAACAGUGUGCCCACCAGAUCCCCUCCAUCACAAUGGAGGCCAACAUUCAGCCAAUCACACGCACUGUCCUACGAGUUCGUCUCAUCGUCACGCCUGACUUUCGCUGGAAUGAUCAGGCCCAUGGUUCAGUGGGUGAGCCAUGGUGGUUAUGGGUGGAGGAUCCCAUCAACGAUCACAUCUACCACUCUGAGUACUUUCUGCUGCAGAAGAAACAGGUGGUAACAGGAGAGCCUCAGCACAUAGUGUUCACCAUCCCCAUCUUUGAGCCAUUGCCCUCCCAGUACUACAUCAAGGCAGUGUCUGACCGCUGGCUCGGGGCCGAGGCCGUCUGCAUCAUUAACUUCCAGAACCUCAUCUUACCCGAGAGACACCCCCCACACACUGAGCUGCUGGACCUACAGCCGUUGCCGGUGAGAGCACUGGGUAACCCGGAGUAUGAGAGCCUGUACAAGUUCACUCACUUCAACCCCAUCCAGACUCAGAUCUUCCACACGCUGUAUCACACCGACACUAACGUCCUGCUGGGGGCGCCAACGGGCUCUGGAAAAACCAUUGCAGCAGAAAUGGCCAUGUUCCGGGUCUUCAACAAGUAUCCAGGCUCUAAGGUGGUGUAUAUUGCCCCCCUGAAAGCCCUGGUCAGAGAGAGGAUUGAGGACUGGAAGAUCAGGAUUGAGGAGAAAUUGGGGAAGAAAGUGGUGGAACUGACGGGUGACGUGACUCCAGACAUGAGAGCCAUAGCACAGGCUGACCUCAUCGUCACCACACCAGAGAAGUGGGAUGGAGUGAGCAGAAGCUGGCAGAACAGAAGCUACGUUCAGAAAGUAGCUAUUCUCAUCAUCGAUGAGAUCCACCUGCUUGGUGAGGACAGAGGUCCAGUGUUGGAGGUCAUUGUUUCCAGGACCAAUUUCAUCUCCUCUCACACUUCUAAGACUGUCCGCGUAGUCGGUCUGUCCACAGCUCUGGCAAAUGCUCGAGACCUGGCUGACUGGCUGGGAAUCGCACAGGUGGGUUUGUUUAACUUCCGUCCGUCUGUUCGACCUGUACCGCUGGAAGUUCACAUCCAUGGUUUCCCAGGACAACACUACUGCCCCCGCAUGGCCAGCAUGAACAAGCCAACCUUCCAAGCGAUACGCAGCCACUCACCGGCCAAGCCCGUGCUGAUUUUUGUCUCAUCAAGACGGCAAACUCGACUGACCGCCCUGGACCUCAUCGCCUACCUGGCCACAGAGGACAACCCCAAACAGUGGCUGCACCAGGACGAAAGAGAGAUAGAGGACAUCAUCGGCACAGUAAGGGAUUCCAACCUGAAGCUAACGCUGGCCUUUGGGAUCGGCAUGCAUCACGCAGGCCUUCAUGAGAGAGACAGGAAGACUGUGGAGGAGCUGUUUGUCAACUGUAAGAUACAGGUUCUGAUUGCCACCAGCACUCUGGCUUGGGGGGUGAACUUCCCCGCUCACCUGGUGGUCGUUAAGGGAACUGAAUACUACGAUGGCAAAUCCCGGCGCUACGUGGACUACCCCAUUACAGAUGUUCUGCAGAUGAUGGGGCGGGCAGGUCGGCCUCAGUUUGAUGACCAGGGCAAAGCAGUUAUCCUCGUCCAUGACAUCAAGAAAGAUUUCUACAAGAAGUUUCUCUAUGAGCCUUUCCCUGUUGAGUCCAGCCUCCUCACUGUGUUGUCGGACCAUCUGAAUGCAGAGAUCGCUGCUGGAACCAUCGCAUCCAAACAGGACGCAAUGGACUACAUCACCUGGACGUAUUUCUUCAGGCGGCUGGUGAUGAACCCCAGUUAUUACAACCUAGAAGACAUCAGCCAUGAGUCCAUCAACAAAUACCUGUCCAACCUGGUGGAGAGAAGCCUGCGGGACCUGGAGUGUUCCUACUGCAUAGAGAUAAAAGAGGAUGGUCAGACCAUUGAGCCGCUGACUUAUGGUCGCAUUGCCUCCUAUUACUACUUGAAGCAUCAGACCGUCCGCACGUUUAAAGAUGGUCUGAGAGCUGAGCUGCCCGUCCAUGAGCUGCUCUCCAUUCUGACGGAUGCGGAGGAGUUUGCAGAGCUGCCCGUCAGACACAAUGAGGACCAGCUGAAUAGCCAGCUGGCUCAGCAGCUACCCCUGCAGGUCAACCCCCACUCCUAUGACAGUGCCCACACCAAGACCCACCUGCUGCUCCAGGCCCACUUCAGCCAUGCCACACUGCCGUGCAGUGACUACAACACUGAUACCAAGACGGUACUGGACAACACCAUCAGAGUCUGUCAGGCAAUGCUGGAUGUAGCUGCCAAUGAAGGCUGGCUCGUUGCAGCCAUCGGCAUCUGCAACCUGGUACAGAUGAUCGUCCAGGGUCGCUGGCUGCACGACUCGUCGUUACUGACGUUGCCACAUGUAGAACAACAGGACCUCUAUCUGUUCAGGAAAUGGACAAACAGGAAGGGGAGGAGCAAUGUGGGGGAAUUCAGCAGGCCAAUUGAAGGACUUCCAGAGCUCAUUGCUGCCUGCAACGGAAAGGAAAAUGUUUUCGCUGCAAUUGUUGGCCAAGAGUUUCACUCACAUCAGACUGCCCAGGCAUGGUUCUUCCUGAGUCAUCUCCCAGUGCUGGAGGUACAGAUGAGUGUGAAGGGCUGGUGGGAGGCGAGCCAGGAGCAGACUGAGCGUCGCCUGCCAGCAGCAGGAGGAAACCUCAAGGAGGAGCGCUGCUGGCUGGAUGUCCAUGCUGACCAGGAGUACGUCCUCCAGGUGUCACUGAGACGCAUCAACAUGGGCCAGCAGAGGAGGAAGCAAGACAGUAAGGCCCAGGCUCCCAGGUUCCCCAAGGCCAAGGAUGAAGGCUGGUUCCUGGUCCUGGGAGAGGUGGACCGCAGGGAGUUGCUGGCUGUCAAACGGGUUGGAUACGUGCGACACCACACAGCCGUGUCUGUGGCCUUCUACACACCAGAGAAGACUGGAAAGUGUAUCUACACACUGUACCUGAUGAGUGACAGCUAUCUUGGUCUUGACCAGCAGUACGACAUCCACCUGAAUGUGACACCUGCCAGCAUCACGGCUCAGGUCAACACAGAGGUGUCUGACUCAGUGAGCAGCCUGUCCGUCAGCUGAGGACCGCUGACGCAACAAGUCAAUGAUCAGCAGAUGAUGUGAUGAAUCUGGAGCACAAAUUAUGUGUUAUAGGAUGUUUUCUGGCACCUUCAUGCUGUUGUGUCACUGACCUGUGACGAUCAGCCAAUGACAGGUUGCCAGUUUUUAUCAGCUUCUCUUAUCUACUUCUGCUUCAGUUCAUAAUUUCUAUCACUGGCAGUGACCUUAGCCUCUCACGUCUAUAUUGCAUUCUGGUCAGCUGAAGCUACUGUUUUUGUUUUUGUAUACAUUUGUAUGGAUAUGGAUUUGUCAGAUUAUUCAACAUCAAUGUGAAAUUGGGUGGUGUAGAAGAGUAUAAGUUGAUUAUUUCAAAAGGAAAGUUUUAGUUCACUCAAAAUAUAUUUUAUGUUUUUUAUUUGAUUGAUUCAACCAAAUUUAACGCUGAUUUAAAUCACGAAGUGUGCUGCACUUCUGGCCUCACCUCAAUCAGUGAGUCAUUUAUUCUUUGACGAGUGGUGCAAAAUACCAUCAAUGAUACAGUUAUAGAGUUAGAGUUAUGUCCAGUUUCUGAAGGUUUCAAAGUCUGUUUUUCUAAAACAAAUACAACAUAACAUUCUUUUGCAAAAAGGAUGCAACCAGUCCUCAGUAUCUGAAAAUCCCAUGAAAGCUGGUCACUUUUGUCAGUGAGAAUAAAGGCCUCUGUAUGCUCAGCACACACUUUCACACAGUCUCUCCUUGUAGCCAUCGAUUGUGUGGCACUUGGUUGUACACACAAAACUGAAAGAAGUAGCUCUGUGAAUAAUGAAAAUAAAAAGAGCUUCAGACAGCAGUUGCUGUGUAGAAAUAUGUCUAAAACCCCCUUUACCCUGAUGCUGCCACUGGAAAGAGGGUUUCAGACACUGUUACUGUAUAUGAUCCAAGUUUCAGAAAUGAUGGUACAUUGUGGGAGAAGGUUCAGCUUCUAGCCCUCCAAAGAGCAGACUUCUAUCAGCUACAUCCAUUCCAGAAGGAGAAAGAGCUUAUGCCAGUGAAACAUUCACUUCCAUUUAUAAUGCCACCAUAGUUUGUCUGGACAAAGUUCCACAACAUCUACUUAAGAAUAUGUAACAGAGGCUACUAUAGAGUUAUUUAAAAUAAAUAUUCAUGUGACAAUAAAAUACACAAGUUGGCAAUAUAGUCAAUAAACUUUCACUAUAGUGUGUUUCCGAUCUAUGCUUUCAAAUCACAAACCUCUCUGCUGCCGUUAGACAGUUAGUCUACCUUUGCUUCCACUGGGGCUUCACCAGCAUUUCUCUGACACUACAGGCGGAAAAUAUAUAUCCAAACUUGAGAUGUGUUCAGAAAAGAAACAUGCCUUACAGAUUUAACUUGACAGAGAAUAAUACAGCAGCAAUUGCAGUUAUGUAUGACUCGGCGUUCUGUUGUUAGCCUGACCAAAUAUGAAUGAAUGGUUGCAAUGUAUGAAAAAGAUAAACUUGCGUUUUAGGGAUUUCUUUAAAAAAAACACACAAAAAAACAAGAGAAGACAGAAAUAGAAUUAGACCCCCACAUACAUCCAUGAACUAAACCAACCUAUAACCACCACUGUGGCCUUAUGGGAGAAAGAACAAGGGGUGAAUGUUGCUGAUGGAUGAUAAUUGAAAUGGUAACAGCACCUCACCACAACACUAGUCAUAGUGUUAGGGGUGGUGUUAGGGUUUAGUAACACAAUAUGAUCAGAUAUAAUAACUGAUUUAGAAGGGGAUGUUUUUAAUUUAAUUUGAAUAGGCUAUGACAACAGAAAUAUGCAAUGGUUGAAAUUUUGAAGUGUGUUUCAGAGAGUUGGUCAACUGCUGGUAAAUCAUUUGAAUGUGUUCAUCAGAUUCUAAAUAAAAUAAAAUAAAUAUUAAAAUUAAAAAUGAACUUCUGAUCCUUCUUGUGGUUGUACAUCUCAGUUGUUGUCCAUAUUGAACAGUAUUCCUAAAGUUGGGCUGAGUAACAUCUCAGAUACAGGUUCCAACCGGCCAAGUAGUCCUGUAGAUGAACAUGGGCUGGACUUAGAAAAAAAUGUCCCUACAUAUUUUUAAACUUUCCAAUAAUGUA